GGGUGGGAUACCUCCACAGUUAUUACAUGACACAAUGAUUAUCACACUUAUUAGAAUCUUUAUAUAUAUCCCGCUAGGAUUGGCUCUGCAUGUGUCUCAGCCUUAUCGUGUGGUUGGGAAAGAGGGAGAAGUCCCUCUCCGCUGCUCCUUCAGUUCAAAGUUAAAGCCUGAGGAGAUGCAGGUAUCUCUGUUCAAAGGUUUGCAUGGCCGUGAGAGGAUCUGCAGCGCGUAUGUCAACCUCUCUGAGCCCUACUUCACAACAGAUGGCACAGUUAAUUGCAGAGGGAAUAUUAGCUCUGGAAGAGUGGACAUGAUCAUCGCUGGACUGCGAGGGAACGACACAGACCUCUAUCGCUGUGAUAUCGAGAUUUUCUUCCCACCUCCGUAUCUCAGAGCGAUUGGCAACGGCACUGUUGUUUACAUACAAGAAACUCCAAACUGCCCCACUGCAUCCACCCAGAGCCAAGUUCAGAGCCAGAGCCAGACUUCAGAGCGGGAAGCUGUCAGAAAUGAUGUAGGCCCACUUCCUCUGCUGUAUGCCAUCCUAAUCAUCACUUCCUGCAGUUUAAUUCUACAGAUGAUCGCCUGCAAAUGGAGGGCCUCUGCAGCCACGGCACCUAUGCUUUCACAAAAAGAGAGCUAUAUGAAAUUUUAAGGGG
This is a messenger RNA of Onychostoma macrolepis, 659 nucleotides long. RefSeq names its product cytotoxic T-lymphocyte protein 4-like. Gene Ontology annotation, biological process: T cell receptor signaling pathway; regulation of T cell proliferation. Lineage: Eukaryota; Metazoa; Chordata; Actinopteri; Cypriniformes; Cyprinidae. The transcript is spliced from 4 exons. The record is from RefSeq and is a predicted model, not a curated record. Gene Ontology annotation, cellular component: external side of plasma membrane. The coding region runs from base 35 to 655 and encodes 206 amino acids.